Messenger RNA from Anopheles coluzzii, 1589 nucleotides. RefSeq lists its product as uncharacterized. Gene Ontology annotation, molecular function: fatty acid 2-hydroxylase activity; iron ion binding. Gene Ontology annotation, cellular component: membrane; endoplasmic reticulum. The record is from RefSeq and is a predicted model, not a curated record. NCBI's taxonomy places the organism in Eukaryota, Metazoa, Arthropoda, Insecta, Diptera, Culicidae. The coding region runs from base 277 to 1395 and encodes 372 amino acids. Gene Ontology annotation, biological process: lipid biosynthetic process; fatty acid metabolic process. The transcript has 5 exons.
UCACACCGGGAGUGGCCCAGUGCUCGGCCGGCGAACCGGCAGACCAGGACGAACCCGAACCCGAACCAGUACUGAUUAGAACGUCGGCCGAGCUGGCUGCAUGGUAGAGGGCGCGUCUGUGCUGAUGUGAAAGAUCCGCGUACCGACACACGUGACGACGAAGUGCCGUUUUGCCGCUGCGAUCGUUAAACCAAAGCGCGGGAAGGGUUUGGUGCAGUGAAAACAGUGUUUAGUGCUUUCAUCUCAACCUGCUGUGACAGAACCGCUACCCCAACCAUGGGCAAAACGGAACAACCGCUGAUCGUGCGGUACAAAAACCAAUGGUACGAUCUGACAGAGUUUGCCCACAAGCAUCCGGGCGGGAAAAAUUCGCUCACCGGCCUGCACGAGAAGGACAUGGCGGAGCGGUUCGAUCGGGCACCGGGCCACUCUCAGGCCGCCAAAUACUUGAUGAAAGAGUACCAAAUUAAGCACGAUCCCAAACAGAACGGACACUCUCUACCGAACGGUACCAAAGCGACCGUGAACGGGACAACGCUGCGGAAUGGGACCAAACCGACCGGCAACGGAUUACACACCGCCAAACUGCACGGCGAGGGACAUACCACGGCAGUGACCGCGAACGGUGAUGUAGCGCACCUUACCGACGACAGUAUGGAGUACUUGGUGGACUGGAGCAAACCGAUGCUGCUUCAAAUCUACCGGCUGGGCGACAAGUACGCCGAAUGGGUGAACAAACCCGUCGAUCGCGAGCUGCGCCUGUUCGGACCGACCUGGGUGGAAAACCUUACCCGCACGCCCUGGUGGAUAGUGCCCGCCUUCUGGGUACCGGCCAUCCUGUACCUGAUCGUGCGCCACGGUGCACAACAGGUGGCCACCGGCCGGGGGUUUGCCAGCGCGAGCGAAUCGUUCCGUACGGUCGAGCUUUACCUGCAUCUAGCGAUCGGUGCGUUCGCGUGGACGCUGCUCGAGUACUCGCUCCACCGGUGGGUGUUCCAUCUCGACCCGAAGGGCAACCGGGUGCUGCAGACGUUCCACUUUCUGAUCCACGGCCAGCACCACAAGGUGCCGUUCGAUCCGCACCGGUUAGUGUUUCCGGUACCGCCGGCCCUGCUGCUGACCAGCCUGUUCUACCAGCCGGUGUACUAUGCAUUCCCCUAUCCGCGGCUAACGCUUGCCGGUGGACUGAUCGGCUAUCUCGUAUACGAUAUGAUCCACUACUAUCUACACUAUGGCAGCCCAGCCGGGGGCCAUCUGUAUCAUAUGAAGCGAUACCAUUACUCCCAUCACUUUGUCCAUCACGAUCAAGGUUACGGUAUUAGCAGCGACUUCUGGGACAAACUGUUCGGAACGCGCAUCAUGCUGCGAAAGUUAAAGUAUCUACUGAAGUGGUAAAACUGUGCCAGCAAUCAAUUCCUUCUUUCGGGUCGUUCAAUUCCAAUGGGAUGGUGGUGCAAAACACUACUAAACUGGGCUGUUUUUUUUUACUUUUUAAUAAUAAAAAUUAAGCAACUUUCAUCCGCUUUCUCGUUUCGGAAAGCAGACUGAGCAAGCGAGAAGCGUGAAAGGAGUUGGCAUUAUAAUUGAAA